Messenger RNA from Leptopilina boulardi, 2918 nucleotides. RefSeq lists its product as uncharacterized. Bases 168 to 2771 code for a protein of 867 amino acids. The transcript is spliced from 2 exons. The record is from RefSeq and is a predicted model, not a curated record. Gene Ontology annotation, biological process: spermatogenesis. NCBI's taxonomy places the organism in Eukaryota, Metazoa, Arthropoda, Insecta, Hymenoptera, Figitidae.
UUCGCUCACGUGGUUUCCGUUUCCCGUCGACCUGUCGACAUUUAGAAUUUUGUGAUCGCAAGUGAAAAAUAUAAAAAUAAAAUGGUUUUAAUAUAUAAAUAUAUUUGAAAAUAAUUGUAAUAAGCUGAUUUUAUUUAGAAUUAUAAAAAUAAAAUAACUAUAUAAAGAUGCACUUAUCAAGUAAUAAGAAACGAGAGGAUGUGGCAAUUGUAAUUAGAUCACUUUUGACAACAUAUCAAGACGGUGUAACAAUACGAAGACUAGCAGAAGAUUAUGAAGAAGUUGAAUGUGAGCCAAUUCCUUUUAAAGAAUUUAAUUGUCCAACAUUAUAUAGUUUUUUGCAAGAAUUACAAAAUUAUGUACGCAUUGAAAGAGUAAAUAAUCAAACACUCUUAUUUCCCGUGAUAACCGAUAAAACAAAACAUAUCGCUGAAUUUGUAAAAAAUCAAAGAUCAAAAAAUCCAAAUAGAAGAAAAUUUCAAAGGCCUUUUCUUGGAUAUUGCGCUAAUAAAUCACAAGUUACAAUUAAUAAGAAUUUAUUAACACAACUUGUACAAUGUGUUUAUUUAUAUCCACAUGGCGUACCAAUGUUUAAUGUUAUAUUAUUUUUAAAUCAACAUAUUUAUCCACUUCAAAUUACAAAACAGGAAUUGGAACGUCAAUUAAAUUUAAUAUCACACUUAGUUAUUGUUUGUGGUGAUAAAUUAUAUCCAAAACAUGUGAUGCCAAUUUUUCCACAACAAUUUUUAACCAAUUAUGCGUAUAAUAAUAAUAAUAAUAAUAAUUGGACUUUACAUGGAAAUUAUAAUUCACAAAAUUCAAACAUUAUUCGACAGCAAAAACCUGUUCAAAAUUCACACAUUAAGCCCAACAUUGUUCCAGUUCAAAAUUCAAAAAUUCAACCAAAUAUUAUUCAAGAGGAAAAAUCUGCUAAUUUCAUUGAAAAAUCAAAUAAGACUGAAAAUAAAAUUCCCUUGCUAGUUAAAGGAGCCAAUGAUGUUUAUAAAUUAAACGAGGAAUUAAAAACUCUAAUUUCUGAAAUUACAGAAAAGUGCGAAAUAAAAAGUGAUAAAAACGAUAUUCCUUUAAAGGAAUGUCAACAAGAAAAUAUGUCUACAAAUAUUAAAAUUGAUGAUGAAAAUUCCAAACCGGAGAAUUCAAUUAAAUCCGAUCGUGAUUUAACAAUUUUUACAACAAUUAGACUAUCGAAACUAAUACAAAAAUUUCCAAAUGGAAUUUGGUGUUCCGAAUUAACAAAAUUAUAUCUUCAAGAAUAUAAUUCACCAUUAUUAUAUUCAGAGAAAGAAUUUUCCAGUCUUUUAGAUUUUGUUUAUCAUUUGCCAAAAAUUUUUCAUUGCGUCAAACCAUUAAAUGAAAAAGACUACAAAUUAUUUAACGCAAAAAAUAAUCUUCCACAUUUAAAGAAUGAUAAAAAAUCAAAUAUACCCGAUUAUUCACACGAUUAUGAUGAUUUUAAAUCAUCAUUACUUAAAGAAGUAAUGGGAAUCGAUGAUACUGUAAAACAAUUAAGUGUCACUGAAUUUAAAUUAAAUAAUGAUAAUUAUGAAGAAAUUACAAUAUCCCAUGUUAUUUCACCAUCUUACUUUUGGAUUCAUUUGCGUAAAAAUUUUCAAAUUUUCAAUACAUUCAAUAAUGAAAUUAUGACAUUCUAUGUGAAUUACAAUUUUAAAUAUAAAGUUCCAUUUAGUUUAAUGCAAAAAGGAUUGAAUGUUGUUUGUUUUUUUAAAAAUAAAUGGAAUCGUGGAUUAAUUAAAGAUGUUUGUAAAGAUUCACAAAUAACAAUUUUUUUAUACGAUUAUGGAAUGGAUAAAAAAUUUUUUCCCGAUGAAAUUUGCUUUUUACAUAAAUCAUUUGCCAAUUUUCCCGCACAAGCAAUACCAUGUUGUUUAUAUAAUGUGAAACCAUAUAAAUCAUCAAAUUGGAGUCACGAUAUUUUAUGGCAAUUUAUAUCAAAAUCAUCAUUUCCAUUAAUUGCAACUGUACAUGAUAUUAAUCUUGAAGAAAAUUUACUUUUUCUCGUAUUAACCGACACGAGAACUGAUCAAGAUUUUCAUAUUAAUGAUUGGUUGUGUAAGGAAAAAUUCGCUGAACCAGGACAAUAUUCAUUAGAACAUCAUAAUUAUGUUUUUUCACACUAUAAAGAAUGUUUGAAACAAAAAGGUUACGAUCCAUUUUCACUUCAUUAUAAUCGUUUGAAUCAUGAUGAUGAUAAUGAUGAUAAUAAUGAAAUUAAUGAUGAAAUUCCAAUUGUCGAAUCAGAAAAUAAACAUUAUCCACUUCGAUUAAAGAAUUUAUUGGCAUCGUAUGUGAAUUUAAAAAUUGAUGAAGACAAUUUACCGAAAUUAAAAAAAAUCACAACUACCACGGAUGAUAAAAGUACUGAUGAGAGUACAAAAAGUUCAAAUUGUUCACGAUUAAUGUCUCUUCGUAAGAUGAACAAUUUAAAAAGUUUAAAUUGCAAUGAAAAAGAAGAAGAAGAACCAUCAACUUCGAGAUCAAUUACUGAUGAUUCAAUUUCAACAUCAUCAUUGGAGGAAUCACAAAAAAAAAUCACUAUUGAUAUGCCUUAUUUUGGAACAUUUGCCAGCGAAUGCGGUGGAAGAGGAAGAAUGGAAUCAAUUGAUUGGAAAAAUGUUUUAAACACUGACAAUUAUUCUAAUCAAAAACAAAUUGAAAAAAAUGUUUCUAAAAAUUUACCACCUCAAUUACAAAGAUUGUUGAGAAUACAAAAUGAGCAAAAACAAAUUUAAAUUUUAAUUUCAAUUUUUUUUUGUUGACUUUAUAGGAGAUAUAUGUGAUAAAUGCGUAAGUUUGAAUCUAUUAUUAAUUUUUAAUUACAAUUUAUUUUUUAAAAAAGUAUUAUUUAUUUAAUAAAACUUUUAAUAGAGAUACAAUGA